AUGGGGCAGAAUAAUUCCACAGGGCUACCAGGCCAACUGAGGACAAGAAGUGCCUCCCCUACUCAGCCCCAGCAGGAGUUGGAUUCCUUCCAUGAAGAGCGCUCUGGCUCCCCUCAGACAUCUGCUUCUUCAGCCAGUGAAAGUACCAUUCCCAACAGCCCACCCCAAAAACGCAUGCGCACGGCCAAGGGAGAGAGCUCCCAGAGCCCCGAGGAGGACUCCGAGUAUCUGGGUGGUGACAAUGGGGUCAGAUUUCACAUUCAUCCAAGAGAUGAAAUUAAGAUUUGUGACCGCUUCCUGCUGGGGGGCUGCACCCAGGGGGACAGCUGCCCCCUCCACCACACCCACUAUCCCUACCAUUGGCAGAUUAGGCGGAGGGACAGCAAAGCCUGGCAGAGUGUUAGCGAGUCAGCUCAGCGGCACCUAGAGAAACUUUACUGCGACACUGGAAAAGAGCAGAUUAAGUUUGUUGACAAAGGCGGUGCUGUUGGGAGCAUUUUUCUGCACUCCAUGAAGCUGGUUUGCUUCGUCGGACCCUAUGACAAAGUGCGGCGACUUUCCAACACCUCUGAUCCAAAGGAGAAUCCCCACUUCCCCACAGAGUGGGCCGCCUAUUGGAAGAGCAAUGACAAUUGGAAGAAGUAUGAGGAGCCCAUCUCCCAAGGUCUCCUUGCUGCCUAUGAGCAAGACAAGGACAGCUACACCUUCGAACGCCAGGGCCACUUCUUCACUGUGGAUCUGAAGCGCCGUGUGCAAUGGAACCGGGAUAAGGGAUACGUCCGCCUGGUCCAGCGCCGACCUUCCUACCGCCCCCUCCUCAGUAUGGUGCCACAUCUGAUGACACUCCCUAGAAGACCCUGGGGAACAGUUCCUUCCACUUCUGACGUCCUCGGGGAGAAUCCAAAGGAUGGCUACUGUGGAUCCUAUCCUGUUGCCUGGGUCCCGAAGCCACCAGAUGGCCAGGCUUUCCUGAAGAUGGAGGUGCUACCAACAGAGGUUGCAUACCACAGAGUUUGUGCUCUCUUCCAUCAGUCUGUCUCAGAGGAAAAGACACUGGUGCUGGGGAUUUACCGAAUCCGGAACGAUGAUCUCUGGGAAAAAUAUACCAGGAAGAAGGCCAUCAUGUCCCAUGCAUGUUCACUGCAGGAGAAACACCAGCUGGAGAAGCACCUCUUCUAUGGGAGUGCUGCUGACUUCCUGGAGCCCAUCUGCCAGAACAACUUUGACCCCAGCUUCUCAAGGCUGCAUGCCCCAAUCUACGGCAGGGGCUGCUAUUUCUCCAAGAGUGCCAUCUAUUCACACCGCCACGGCCAGGCGAGCAAGGCCGGGCUACGCUACAUGUUCCUGGCCAAGGUGCUGGUGGGCAAGACUGCUGUUGGGCAUAAACUUUUCCGCCACCCCCUGCCCGUCGUGCCUGGUGGGCAGCUCUUCAACUCCUGGGUCAACAGCAGAAGCAAUACCCAAGUGUAUGUGAUCUCUGACAACUGCCAGUGCUACCCCUACUUCCUGAUUAGCUACAAGAUGCUCUCUGACCCCGUAGCAGUGGAUGGUUGAUAGUGCAAGGGGGAGGAACUGCUCAUUAGGAAAGAUUGCUGACGCAGCUUUUCUGAUCAGGCUCCACUUCCCCCUGUGGGGACAGGGGUCACUUUUUGUUGACACCUACAGCCUUCCUAUGCAACCUGCUCUGUAAAACCCACUCUACAUCCACUCUGAGCAGCAGCUGUGACCCUCCCAGUGUAUGUGGAAAACAAGGCCACCUAGUUUCAAAAGAGCUCUGUCCCAUCCCAUCCUAUUCAAUCUCCAGCAGAUUUACCCACCCUGUGUUCAACUUCACCCCUGUCACCUUCACUAUCUGUCCAAAUGCAAACAUCCCUGGAGGCUGUGCCAUCAGACACUGCUCCAAGCUCUGGCCUGGAAGCUGCUCUAUUACACCAUACGAGCCAUCACCCUCCGUGACCUCUCACUGCUUUUGUAGACUGCAGUAUGUGAUUCACAAAAAGUCACCACUUUGUUCAUGACUCACCUUCUCUUCCACCUUCUAAAGGGGCCUUCAGCCUGCGGGUAAUUGGUUUGUCAAAAGUUGUUUGCACAGUGGCUUGCUUUAGUGUUUGCUAAGUUUUCUGGUGUAAGACUAAUUUAGAAGUAUUGUUAGAAUAUUCACCAUGGGUCAGAGUGCUCUCAUGUGUUUGUAAUUAUUUAACAUAUAGGUUCGUUAUACAGAGGCAGAGUGGCUGUAAGCAUCUGCUGUGUUUAGUCUGUUGCAUGAAACCUCCCAAUGUCAAGGAUCAGGGAAAGUUUCUGGCUGCUCAGGCCUUGCUCCCAAUGAUAACAUGUCACCUGCCCCUGCAGGAAACCUCCUGUGAUCCUCAGUUUUUGGGACCUAGGAAAUGGCCAGUUGUUAGUGAGUUAAUAUGUCCUAAUGCCUGAGAACCUGUGGAUUGCUCAUUUAUUCAUGUAAGCAAUAACUGUUUAAUUCACACUGUACUAUUAACAUAAUUACUUUCUUUGCCAAGUUUC
Messenger RNA from Chelonia mydas (Green sea turtle), 2517 nucleotides. RefSeq names its product protein mono-ADP-ribosyltransferase TIPARP-like. Lineage: Eukaryota; Metazoa; Chordata; Testudines; Cheloniidae. The transcript is spliced from 6 exons. Gene Ontology annotation, molecular function: NAD+ poly-ADP-ribosyltransferase activity; metal ion binding. Bases 1 to 1554 code for a protein of 517 amino acids. The record is from RefSeq and is a predicted model, not a curated record.